Molecule: messenger RNA, 1680 nt
Organism: Cavia porcellus (domestic guinea pig)
Lineage: Eukaryota; Metazoa; Chordata; Mammalia; Rodentia; Caviidae
Gene: Inpp1
Product: inositol polyphosphate-1-phosphatase
Exons: 6
Coding region: 209-1420 (403 amino acids)
Biological process (GO): phosphatidylinositol phosphate biosynthetic process
Molecular function (GO): inositol-1,4-bisphosphate 1-phosphatase activity
Source: RefSeq, a predicted model, not a curated record
CACGCACGCUGCCAGCUCGCUCUCCGGCCCGCCACGGGGCCCUGGCCGCAGGGUCCCUCCGAGGGGCCGGGGAAACCGCCGGAGAAAAGCGCGGGCAAGCUUCCCGGCUGCGGCCACCGGAGGAGCUGCAGGCUGCCUCUCUGCCCGCAGGGUGGGUGCUGCUUCCCCAGCUGCCGCCGCUGCAAAGCCUGCAAAGCGAGGCUCAGAGAUGUCCCAGAUCCUCCGGGAGCUGCUCCGCGUCUCCGAGAAAGCGGCCCACAUCGCCCGGGCGUGCAGGCAGCAGGAAGCCCUGUUCCAGCUGCUCAUCGAGGAGAAGAAAGAGGGCGAAAAGAACAAGAAGUUCGCGGUUGAUUUCAAGACGCUGGCGGAUGUGCUGGUGCAGGAAGUUAUAAAACAUAAUAUGGGGAACAAGUUUCCAGGCUUGGAAAAAAACAUUUUUGGAGAAGAAUCCAAUGAAUUUACAAAUGAUUUGGGGGAAAAGAUUACCAUAAAAGUGUGCUCAACAGAGGAAGAAACCACAGAGCUUCUUAGCAAAGUCCUUGGCAGUAACAAGUCAGCGUCUGAAGCACUGGCCAAGGUUGUUCAUCAGGAUGUCGCCUUCGGGGACCCAGCUCUGGAUUCCAUAGACAUCAGCAUCCCCCAGGACAUUCUGGGAAUCUGGGUGGACCCCAUUGAUUCAACCUAUCAGUACAUCAAAGGUUCUGCUGACGUUAAAGCCAACCAAGGGAUUUUCCCCUGUGGCCUUCAGUGUGUCACCAUUUUAAUUGGCGUCUAUGACCUACAGACAGGGGUGCCUCUGAUGGGAGUCAUCAACCAACCUUUCGUGUCACAAGAUCUAAACACACUCAGGUGGAAGGGAGAGUGCUACUGGGGUCUUUCUUACAUGGGGACCAACAUCCAUUCACUCCAGCCUGUCGUUUCUAAAAGUGGCAGCAGCACCAGCAGCAGCACAAACCGGACUGAAAAUGCCAGCCGGGAGGCAGACUCCCCCCACCCUUUCUCCGCUGUCAUUAGUACCAGUGAAAAGGAGACCAUCAAAGCCGCACUGUCGCGGGUGUGUGGGGACAGCAUCUUCCGAGCGGCGGGGGCUGGUUAUAAGAGCCUCUGUGUUGUCCAAGGCCUUGUGGACUUUUACAUCUUUUCGGAAGACACCACUUUCAAGUGGGACUCCUGCGCCGCGCACGCCAUCCUGAGGGCCAUGGGUGGAGGCAUGGUAGACUUGAAAGCAUGCUUAGAGAGAAAUGCAGGUGCUGGGCCAAGUUUGCCCGAGCUGCUGUACCACGUGGAAAACGAGGGAGCCACUGGGGUUGAUCGCUGGGCCAACAAGGGAGGACUGAUCGCCUACAGGUCCAGGACACGGCUGGGGACCUUCCUGAGCCACCUCCUCCAGCAUCUUGCCUCUUCAGGGUCGCAGACGUAGAUGAGCUCUGAUCUCAACGAACUCAUAAACCAAACUGUUUCUCAUUAUCUCUAUCUUUUGAAGAUAGUUGUGUCCUAUUGAUGGUUCACAUGUACCUUCUCUUUUGAGGAGCAUUGUUCCAUGAUGUGUUCAUUAUAUUAAUCUCAGUAACUUAAUGACAUUCAUGCAGCUAUUAAGUUGGUGUAUGAUAUUCUUACAGCAAAUAUUGUACUGGUAUUACUGCUUGAAGCACUUCAAUAAAAUAUUGCAGAGGAGAACAA